GAAGGUAAGGAGAUGCACUCCAUGCUGGCCGGGCAAGUAGCGACGCGAAUGCUCUUGCGAUCUUGCUUCUUCAUUCCUUCUCCUCCUUGUCGCCCCCUGACUCUCUCUUCUUUCUCUGCUCUACCUUCUGUGCUUCAGAGGCAGUUUCCUUCCUGGAGAACUUUAAGCACUCGGCCAACACCGAUAGUAGAGAUGACUGGAUGGGAUGAUAUGUGGAAACGAGAUGGAGGCCUGAAGCCCGGCCAAUACUUUGACGCGUGCAAGUCUAGUCCUGUGCUACUUGAACUCAUUCAAGAGUGGAAAGUGAAGUAUGCUGAUUACAGCAAUGGCAAGCCGGAUGCGCUUGUGCCGGGCUGUGGAAGGGGAUACGAUGUGUGCGAGUUUGCUAAGAUAGGAUUCAAUGGCUUGGGGCUGGACAUAUCUCCAACAGCAGUCAAGGCUGCCGAGGAAUUCAAUGAAUCAGAGUUGAAGAGUGCUGGAGUGUCAGCAUGGAAGGGAGAUGCAAAGUUUUCUACCGAUGAUUUCUUCACGCUGGAAGGAAGAAAAUUUGACGUAAUCUAUGACUACACAUUUCUGUGUGCUAUCGAGCCAAAUAUGAGAAAAUCCUGGGCGGAGAAGAUGAAGCAGCUGUUGAAACCAGGCGGUGAACUGGUCACAUUGAUAUUCCCCCUCGAAACUCGUGAAGGAGGUCCCCCAUAUGCGAUGUCGAUUGACCUGGUCACAAACCUUCUGGAGCCCGAGGGAUUUGUCUGCGAUUAUCUUGAAUCUGUGCCGGAGGGAAAGAGCCACAAGGGACGAGGUGGGAAGGAGGCGCUUGGUAGAUGGAGACUCAAGAAGUAAAAUUCUAAAGAGUUCGCAUUCCAGUGUCUAGCUACAAUACUUUUUUUGAUUGAAUGCAGUUUAUUCU
Molecule: messenger RNA, 907 nt
Organism: Guillardia theta CCMP2712
Lineage: Eukaryota; Cryptophyceae; Pyrenomonadales; Geminigeraceae
Exons: 5
Coding region: 49-840 (263 amino acids)
Molecular function (GO): S-adenosylmethionine-dependent methyltransferase activity
Source: RefSeq, a predicted model, not a curated record